GGUUGGGGAGACACAUCCGACGGAUGAUAUUGCGUGCACGAAUCUCAAACAAUGGAAGCCGGAAGCUAUACAGGUUUCCCGUCUUGUUCUUUGCUUCACACUUUGCACUUUGUUUCACCAACUGGGCUUCAUUAUUCCCCAGAUCCGGUCCAUCAAAGCCCAUGUCAGGUCCAUCUCAACCCAAACACCACCGGGCGGGCCUCUAAACCCACCCCUCGCCGUCGUCACGAAGCUUUUAAUAAGUUCGCAUUCAUUCCACCACUGCAUCCACUGACUCCCAGCCCGCUAGGGGUUUUACCACCAUGGCCGCCGCCGCCGCCGCCGCCCGGAGGCUCCUCUCCCGCCGCGCCUCCUCCUCCCCCCUCUCCGCGCUCCUCCGCCGCGGGCCGUCGGCGGCCGCCACGGAGCAGUCGCUGCUGCGCCCGGCCGUCGUCGCGGCGGCCUCCCGCCUCGGGUUCCCUCGCGGGAUGGCGCGGCGGCCGGGCGGGGACGGGUACUCCCCGAUGCGGUCGGGUGGCGGGGGCGGAGACCGCGCGCCCACGGAGAUGGCGCCGCUUUUCCCCGGCUGCGACUACGAGCACUGGCUCAUCGUGAUGGACAAGCCCGGAGGGGAGGGCGCCAACAAGCAGCAGAUGAUCGACUGCUACAUCCAGACCCUCGCCAAGGUCCUCGGGAGCGAGGAGGAGGCGAAGAGGAAGAUUUACAACGUCUCGUGCGAGCGCUACUUCGGGUUCGGCUGCGAGAUCGACGAGGAGACGUCCAACAAGCUCGAGGGGCUUCCUGGAGUUCUCUUCGUGCUCCCGGAUUCGUAUGUUGAUCCUGAGUACAAGGACUAUGGAGCUGAGCUCUUUGUUAACGGGGAGAUUGUUCAGAGGCCCCCGGAGAGGCAGAGGAGGGUAGAACCGGUGCCACAGAGAACAGCAGAUAGGCCUAGGUACAAUGACCGGACCCGCUACGCCCGGAGGAGGGAGAACCAGCGAUGAGCCGGUCGAAGACCAGAAUAACAAGCCAGGGGUGGUUUCAGCUCACAAAAUUAAAGGAUAAUACCGCAUCUACCUGCCCUAAUGGACAAUCUUCCAGUUGCAUGUUCACUUUAUUAUGCAGUCUAGAGUGUUUUGUUUCUGGGAGCUCAACUUGGAUGUAUUGUGCUCUGUAAUUACUAUAACUUGAGAUUGAAAGUAACCUGGCUUGGGAUUGCAUUGAUACUGGCACACUUUUACAACCUUUUGCGCAGCACAUGUAAAUCGGUUUCAUGAUUGAUAGUUUUAAACUGCUAAUUUGAUAGA
Messenger RNA from Setaria italica (foxtail millet), 1286 nucleotides. RefSeq names its product multiple organellar RNA editing factor 2, chloroplastic. The transcript is spliced from 4 exons. Gene Ontology annotation, biological process: cytidine to uridine editing; mitochondrial mRNA modification. Gene Ontology annotation, cellular component: mitochondrion. The record is from RefSeq and is a predicted model, not a curated record. NCBI's taxonomy places the organism in Eukaryota, Viridiplantae, Streptophyta, Magnoliopsida, Poales, Poaceae. Bases 303 to 983 code for a protein of 226 amino acids.